Messenger RNA from Gekko japonicus, 2728 nucleotides. RefSeq names its product AFG3-like protein 1. Lineage: Eukaryota; Metazoa; Chordata; Lepidosauria; Squamata; Gekkonidae. Gene Ontology annotation, biological process: protein-containing complex assembly; mitochondrial protein processing. Gene Ontology annotation, cellular component: m-AAA complex. Gene Ontology annotation, molecular function: metalloendopeptidase activity; ATP binding; ATP hydrolysis activity. Bases 1 to 1905 code for a protein of 634 amino acids. The record is from RefSeq and is a predicted model, not a curated record. The transcript has 13 exons.
AUGGCGGCUGGUGUCGCCUCGGGCUUCCUGUACUUCGCCUGGCGAGAUCCUGGCCGAGAGAUCAACUGGAAGCACUUUGUGCAUUACUACCUGGCCAGAGGAGUGGUGGAACGACUGGAAGUGGUGAACAAGCAGUUUGUGCGGGUGUUCCCUGUCCCCGGAGCUGGCUUAGAGAAGUAUGUCUGGUUCAACAUCGGCAGCGUGGAUACAUUUGAGCGGAACUUGGAGAUGGCUCAGCUGGAGCUGGGGAUCGACAGCAGCCACUGGGUCCCUGUGGUCUACAGCACCGAAAGCGAUGGCUCCUUCUUCCUGAACAUGGUCCCCACCCUGCUGCUGGUGGGAUUUCUGCUGCUCACGCUUAGACGCGGGCCGUUGGGCAGUGGGCGUGGUGGGCGAGGGGGAGGGAUCUUCAGUGUCGCUGAGACCACGGCCAAGAUCCUGAAGGACAACGUUGACGUGAGGUUCAAAGACGUGGCUGGCUGCGAAGAGGCCAAGCUGGAGAUCAUGGAGUUUGUCAACUUCCUGAAGAACCCCAAGCAGUACCAAGAUCUUGGGGCCAAGAUCCCAAAGGGUGCAAUGCUGACCGGCCCUCCAGGCACAGGGAAAACCCUCUUGGCCAAAGCUACUGCUGGGGAAGCCAACGUCCCCUUCAUCACAGUGAAUGGCUCCGAGUUCCUGGAGAUGUUUGUUGGCGUUGGGCCUGCUAGGGUGAGCUUGAAGGGGUUCAACAGCAGCACAAACGUGGUGGUGCUUGCAGGCACCAACCGCCCUGAUGUCCUAGACCCGGCGUUGAUGAGACCAGGACGCUUUGACCGGCAGAUUUAUAUCGGCUUCAACAGCAGCACAAACGUGGUGGUGCUUGCAGGCACCAACCGCCCUGAUGUCCUAGACCCGGCGUUGAUGAGACCAGGACGCUUUGACCGGCAGAUUUAUAUCGGCCCACCAGACAUCAAAGGCAGAGCAUCUAUCUUCAAAGUUCACCUCCGGCCACUCAGACUGGACGCAGACAUCAACAGGGACGCUCUGGCUCGAAAGAUGGCUGCCCGGACUCCGGGAUUCACAGGUGCCGACAUCGCCAAUGUUUGCAACGAGGCUGCCCUGAUUGCCGCCCGCCUCGCUAGCCCCAGCGUGGACGCCAGGCACUUCGAGCAAGCCGUCGAGAGGGUCAUUGGGGGGCUCGAGAAGAAGACCCAAGUCCUGCAGCUGGACGAGAAGGCCACGGUGGCUUACCAUGAGGCCGGUCAUGCUGUGGUUGGGUGGUUCUUGGAGCAUGCUGAUCCCCUGCUGAAGGUCUCCAUCAUCCCCCGGGGGAAAGGACUGGGCUACGCGCAGUACCUGCCCCGGGAGCAGUUCCUCUACACCCGCGAGCAGCUUUUUGACCGCAUGUGCAUGAUGCUGGGCGGCCGUGUUGCCGAGCAGCUGUUCUUCGGCCGUAUCACCACCGGUGCCCAGGAUGACCUCCGGAAGGUGACCCAGUCUGCCUAUGCUCAGAUCGUGCAGUUCGGCAUGAGUGACAAGCUGGGCCAGGUCUCCUUUGCCCUUCCGCAGCCGGGGGAGCUGGCCCCUGAGAAGCCCUACAGCGAAGCCACCGCGGAGCUGAUCGACGAGGAAGUGCGCGCCUUGAUUCACGCGGCCUACCAGAGGACCUUGGAGUUGCUGACCAGCUGCCGCGAGCAGGUGGAGAAGGUAGGAAAGCGUCUCCUGGAAAAGGAGGUCCUGGAGAAGGCAGACAUGGUGGAAUUGCUGGGGCCCAGGCCUUUUGCGGAGAGGUCCACCUAUGAGGAGUUUGUCGAGGGGACUGGGAGUUUCGAGGAAGACACCUCCCUCCCCGAGGGCCUGAAGGACUGGAACUUGGAGCGGGAGGCGGAGAGCGGAGAGGAGAGGGCUCAGCAAAAGGCGCCCUAGAGAAGGGGUCAGCGGCGCUUUUGCCAGGUUGGCUGCCAGGCCUCCCAAGAGAUCCUCUUGCUUGGAUGUCCCAGUGGGGCAGGGGUGUGGAGAGACUCUUAUCUGGAACUCCAGAACUCAGCUCUGCCUUGCCAAGGAAGGACGGGAGCUGGCGCUGAGCCGGGUGCAGGUGGCACUGUGCGCAAACACACACGCAACCUGUCUGGAAGGAGUGACUGCCAAGUGCUUCCACCAAAGGACUCUGUCUGCAGCAUAAAGUGCAGAAUGCCUUUCUGCGAGUGUGUGUGGUGGGGGGACAGGCACCCCUCCUCUAGACUGUCCGAAAACUGCCUCUGUGCCUCCUUCACCUUGGGGCAGAAGAUGCAGUGGGCAAGGAAGGUCAGAGGAGGCUUGGAGCCACCCCGGCUGGGAUCGCUGGCCCUGGGGCCAAGGGCAGCUGUUCUGUGCUUUGGGGCCCUUUCCUCCAGCCUCCCCCCUCCCUUGGCGUUUGCCCUCCAGCCAGACGAGAGAGGGUAAGGUGGGGGGCCCCGAGACCCAGCGGAGGAUGCAAGUGGUGUGAGCCUCAAGGGCUUUAAAGUUCCGUGGACUUGCCCGUGGUGUGUGCGACACACAGAAAGGCUGCUGCACAGGAGAGCAAGGGAUCAAAAGUGGGAAGGUCUAUGAGGAUCAAGCCCCACUGAGCUGGGGCCGAGUAAGAAAAUGGUGUUUGUUAAAAUGGUGCUACUUGAAUCCUUGACCCCGCUGUCUUCUUGGCUGCUGGGCCUGGGAGCUCUUAGCACAGCCAGUGUCCCCGCUCACAUUGAUUUGAGGCUGCCCCACUCGA